CUCAGGGGCUGUUUGGAUCUCUCUGUCUCUGUCUCUCUUUCCUUCUUCCCUUUUUUACCUUCUUUUCACUUUCUUACUCUUUCUUCUUCAUUUUCUUUUGCUAACAAAAUAUGACCGUCUCUUCGCCUACAGAAGUUGCACCUCCACCUCCACCAGCUCCCAUCACCUCGACAGGCACUGGUAUUGCCAACCUGCCUAACCAGCGUCACAAAAUUGUUGCGAAAAAUGGCGCUAACUUUACCUUGAUGGUCUGCGGCGAGUCCGGCGUAGGAAAGACGACGUUUGUCAAUACUUUGUUCACAUCGACAAUCAAGGAGCCGAAGAACCUUAGCAAGCGUCGCUUGCGUCCUCCAAAUAAGACUGUGCAGAUCCAGAUCACCAAGGCUGAAUUGGAGGAAAAAAUGUUUAAGGUCAAACUGACCAUUAUCGAUACACCUGGCUUUGGUGACUAUGUGAACAACCGACACAGCUGGAUUCCCAUUGUCGACUUUAUCGACGACCAGCACGAAAAAUACAUGAGACAGGAACAGCAGCCCUGCCGUGAGGGUGUUGUGGACAUGCGCGUCCAUGCGUGCCUGUACUUUAUCAAGCCCACAGGCCAUACCUUGUCCCCAUUGGAUAUCGAGGUCAUGAAGCGUCUGGGUUCCCGCGUCAACCUCAUUCCAGUCAUUGCAAAGGCUGAUACACUGACUCCUGCUGACUUGGCUAAAUUUAAACAGAACAUUCGAGAUGUCAUCUCAGCUCAAGAGAUUCAAGUCUAUUCGUGCCCCAUUGAAAGUGAGGAUGAGACAACAACCAAGCGCAAUGCCAACAUUAUAGCAGCGUUGCCGUUUGCGGUGAUUGGGUCGACUGAAGAUGUCAUGACGUUGGACGGGAGACGCGUCAAGGGCCGUCAGUAUAGCUGGGGCUGUGCCGAGGUGGAGAACGAUGACCACUGCGACUUUCGAAAGCUGCGCAGUCUGUUGAUCCGAACACACAUGUUGGAUUUAAUCACAACCACGGAAGAGCUCCACUAUGAAAACUAUCGUCAGGCACAGAUGGAGACUAGAAAGUUUGGCGAUCCUCGAUCGCAGCCUACUGAAAAUGCCAAGUUCAAGGAAGAGGAAGAGAUGUUACGCAAACGUUUCACCGAGCAAGUCAAAUCAGAGGAGGGCAGGUUCCGCAAAUGGGAGCAGCAGCUGUUGAGCGAAAGAGAUCGUCUUCACAAGGAGCUGGAGCAGCAGAGUGAGCGUGUCAAAGAGCUGCAGAAUGAACUGGAUGCCUACUACUACAGUCACCAUAACUCGCCAAGAUCUGUUCGAAAAUAAGCAAACAUCACAAACACCACGACCGUCACCACACAAACACAAACACACACGCACACUGACUCUCCCCUCACCCACAUCCUCGCAAACGCGUAAAGACUACAUACACAACAAACAUCAGGAUUCGAUGAUCCUUUCUUCUCUUUCCCUUUUUUUAAUCCUUUAUUUUUGGACGCUACAUCUUUCUUGGUAUUUUUUCUUCUUCUUCUUUCUUCCUCUCCUCGAUAAUUUAUAUAAAGAACAAUUAUUACUAUUAUUGUUAGUAUCUCUAUUAUUACUACUACUACUAAUAUUACAUACUUG
Zychaea mexicana is the source of this 1607-nucleotide messenger RNA. Its product is annotated as Septin-domain-containing protein. The coding region runs from base 111 to 1307 and encodes 398 amino acids. NCBI's taxonomy places the organism in Eukaryota, Fungi, Mucoromycota, Mucoromycetes, Mucorales, Lichtheimiaceae. The record is from RefSeq and is a predicted model, not a curated record. Gene Ontology annotation, biological process: cytoskeleton-dependent cytokinesis. Gene Ontology annotation, molecular function: GTPase activity; GTP binding; molecular adaptor activity. The transcript has 5 exons. Gene Ontology annotation, cellular component: cell division site; septin complex; septin ring.